Messenger RNA from Linum tenue, 1841 nucleotides. Lineage: Eukaryota; Viridiplantae; Streptophyta; Magnoliopsida; Malpighiales; Linaceae. The record is from the annotation of a GenBank genome assembly.
UCCCCUUUCCCGGCAGUUACUGAGGCAAGCAGAAGAAAUAUGUCCGAUCACGUUCCCUUUGAUCUCGUCACCAAGAUUCUCCUCCGCCUGCCGGUGGCCGCAAUCCUACGCUGGCGCGGCGUCUGUAAACGUUGGCAGGCUUUGAUCGACAGCACAGAGUUCAGCAAGCUCCAACUCAACCACUCCUCCUCCACCACUAAAAAUGCCUUCCUCUUCGUCCUCGAAGACGAUGGGUGCGGAAAUGGCGACCUCCACUUCGCCAGGUACAUCAACGGCCUUCGCCGGGAAACCAUUCCCAGCUUUCGAAGCAACCCAUCUCCUCCAGCCCAAAUUGGCGUCAUAACCCUAAUCGGCUCAUGCAAUGGGUUGGUCUGCUUCAGCAACGACGCCGACAUGGCUAUCAUAACGAAUCCGGCCACGCAGCAGACGCACGUCACGCCGGCCAUACCGAAUCCGUUGAUGGAUUUGGUCAGCAUCGCGGAUUGCGUUUACCGCUACGGCUGCGGGUUCGUGUACGAUUCCGUCUCCGACGAUUAUAAGGUUAUCAAACUUCACCAGAUGCUCAUGCUAGGGUUCGAUGCAAAUGGUGAGGAUUUUCAUUCUGAACUGGUCAUUUAUGGGGUUCGGUCGAAUUCCAGUGUAUCCGUGAAAUUCCCUUAUUUCCUAUCUGCGGAGAAGAUGGGCGUGUUUGUGGCAGGGGCAAUUCAUUGGGUAGUUCACGAUGAUCGUGAUAGGGGUGACUUGGUUGUUGGUUUCGAUUUAGGGCUCGGUGAAUGCAAGGAAAUCCCUCAACCAGAGUACCGAAAUAGGAAAUCCCUCAAAAUUAGAAUAGGUGAGCUGGAGAAUUGUUUGUGCAUCUUUGCCAAUUACCCAGGUAGGGGGGUGGAUGUCUGGAUGAUGAAAGAGUACGGUGUUAGGGAAUCAUGGAGUAUAAUGCGAUCUAUUCCACAUCCCGGGUUGUGCUACGAUAAAAGGAUUCGUCCUCUCGGAUACUCCAUGACAGGCCAGGAGAUUCUUCUGCAGCUGGAUGAGAAGAGGCUUGUUUGGUGUGACCUGAAGAAGAAUCCUCCGGGGGUUGAUGCUUCUACGGAGAUCACCGUCAAUGGAUUGAAGAAGAAAAAGAAGAAGAACAAGAAUAAAAAAAAGUACAUAGAUGCCAUUGUUUGCUUUGGAAGCCUGGUUUCGCCCGGUGGUAUGCUCCCACCGAAGGAGCAAGUGAAAUUUGACAAGCAAAGGAAGAAGAGGUUUGGUCUUUAACCUUGAAUGCGUUUGUUCAUAUACAUGGACCAUAUUGAGAUGCUCAAUUACAAGAUACUGUGUUACUUUGUGUUGGCACUUGGCAGGGAUGGUUUCUUGUCUGCUGGGUUUAAGCUGAAGCUCUAAUACUCCUCCAACAAGAUGCAUGUUGCAAGAUAUGUAUUAGAAUCAGUGUAGCAGAAGAAGUCAGCUGGUUCAUUGGAAGAUGCAGCGUAGAAGUGAUCAUGGUGGUGGUUAGUAAGAGAUCGUUUGAAUUAGCUUCCUAGUCCCGGUCUUGAAGCUCUCUUUUGGCCUUUUUGUUUAGAAUGUAUGUAGGAAGUUGGGAAAGAUUACCUACUUUUUGCCUCUUUCUUAGCUCCAACUAGAACCAGACAGAUUGCACCUAAUAGAACAAGUAGGUUUGAGAUAGCAUACUACUAUGUGAAUGUUGUUUAUACUAGUGAUGCACCUCCAUUCUAGAGAACAUAGUGAUCAAGUGGUAUGGUACGAGAAUGAUCAUUUGAAAGGUUGUUUCAACUUGUUUGAUACUUGUUAGUUGUCACGUAAGGGGUCACCAUAUGAUGUCUACUUCAGAAAUAUAUCUC